This is a messenger RNA of Ostreococcus tauri, 828 nucleotides long. Its product is annotated as Peptide methionine sulphoxide reductase MsrA. The record is from RefSeq and is a predicted model, not a curated record. NCBI's taxonomy places the organism in Eukaryota, Viridiplantae, Chlorophyta, Mamiellophyceae, Mamiellales, Bathycoccaceae. Gene Ontology annotation, molecular function: peptide-methionine (S)-S-oxide reductase activity. The transcript has a single exon. Bases 1 to 828 code for a protein of 275 amino acids.
AUGCGUACGCUCGCGCGCCCCGUCGUCCCGAUUCGCACCCCAGUUGGACGUAACGUGUCACGCGCGUCGUCUAACCGUGCGUCGAACACAACGCUCAAAGCGUCGUCGACGAACAACGAUUCAGAAUUAACAGCGCCCAAGUUGACCAAGCGCCAACUCGCGCGUUGGGCUCUCACCGCGUGCACGGCGCCGCUGUGGAUCGACGUCGGGAAGGACUUGGGUUUCUUCACCGGGAGCGACGCGGAGUACCCGGAGUUGAUCGUCCCGGGCGCCGGAGAGGCCGUCGCCGAGUUCGCGGCGGGAUGCUUUUGGUCGGUGGAGAAGACUUUCCGAGCGCUCCCGGGGGUGACGUCGACGCAGACGGGAUACAUCGGUGGGUUCGUCGAUCGACCGAGGUACUUUGAUGUCGCGGGCGGGCGCACUGGACACGUUGAGAGCGUGAGGGUGGUGUACGACAAGUCGAAUACAAGUUACGAGGACUUGUUACGAGCGUAUUGGCGGUCGGUGGACGCGACGCGAGACGACGGGCAGUUCGUGGAUUCGGGAGAGCAGUAUCGACCGGUGAUCUGGGCCAUGGAUGCCGCUCAAAGAGAUACGGCGGAGCGUUCUCGAGAUGCGCUCAUGCACGCAAACGUGUACGGGAAGCCGAUCAAGGUGUCGAUUACGGACGCCUCGGAUAAGACGUUUUGGCCGGCCGAAUUUUAUCAUCAGGAGUAUUUCAUCUCGCACAAGAAUAAGUAUGAUUUCUACAGUUCUCUCUCCGGACGGGAUGAGUACAUCGCCUCGGUCUGGGGCGACGAGCGCUCAGCGGCGAGACGUAAAAUUUGA